AUGCAACGGGGCUUCGUUUCAAGACGCAGCAGCAGCAGCAGCAGCAACAGCAGCAGCAACAGCAGCAGCAACAGCAGCAGCAACAGCAGCAGCAACAGCAGCAACGAUGACGAAGACAGCAACAGCAAAAGCAGCAGCACCAGCAGCACUAGCAGCACCAGCAGCACUAGCAGCAGCAGCAGCAGCAUCAUCAGCAGCAUCAGCAGCAAGAGCAGCAGCAGGAAGAAGGGUAUAUUAGUCCCCCGUAGGCCUGGCCGAAGCCCUUUGCUUCCUCGUCAUCAUUCUCACCGAUAUAUUCAUCUACGAACGCAUGCACAGAUUAAAAAGCAUUUUAAGAGAGUACCUUUGGAUAGCCCAGAGGGAGCAGCAGCAGCAGCAGCUGCUGCUGCUGCUGCUGCUGCUCCUUCUGCCUCUCUUGCACAGAAAAUAGCAGCAGAAGCAGCAACACCUGCUGCUUUUAAAUGGGUAUCUGGCUGCUUCCUUAGACUUCGAGUCUGCUGCAGCAGGAAAGAUGAUGCAGCAGAGACACUAAGAAGGGUGGAGGCAGCACUGCAGCAGCUAAACCUCCUUGCUGCUAAGCAGCAGCAGCAAAGGCUGCAGCAGCAGCAGCAGCUGCUGCAACAGCAGCUCAUAGUGCUGAAACAACAGCUGCAACAGCAGCAACAACAGCAACGCAUGCAAAAGCAGCAGCAGCAGAUGCAGCAGCAGGUGGAGGAGCUGCAGCAGCGGCUACAGCAGGUGCAGCAACAGCAGCAGCAGCAACAGCAACAGGGUGUGCCUCCUACCUUUAUAAUGUCUGUAUCGUCUCUGCCUAUACACCGCAAGCUGCUUUGUUUGCUGCGAUCUCCCUUUAAACAUAAAGACAGCAGAGAGCAGUAUGAAUUGCUGCAGCGCAAAAUCCUCGUGGAUGUACACCUCAGCAGCGAACUGAUACAUUAUCUUAAAACGAAGCAGCAGCAGCUAUGCAGCAGCAGCAACUGCAGCAGCAACAGCAGUAACAGCACCAACAGCAGCGACAGCAUCAGCAGCAGCGGAAGCAGCAGCAGCAGCAAGAGCAACAGCAACAGCAACAGCAACAGCGAUAGCACUAACAACAGCAGCAGCGACAGCAGCAGCGACAGCAGCAGCAGCAGCAGCAGCAGCAGCAGCGACAUGUGGGGUUAUCCAAUGGAGUCGGUGAAGAGACUCCGCUCUUUCGUGCGUCUCUACCGCCGUCAUCUGGGUGUAUAUACUCAGCAGCAGCAGCAGCAGCAGCAGCAGCAGCAGCAACAGGAGCAGCAGCAGCAGCAAGGGUUGAAUAAAGAUAAGGCUUUAGAAGUUGCGGUGUAUAGGGAGUUAGAGACUCUGGUCUUUCCCGCCGCAUUUUCUGCAGUGUCUCCGCAGCAACAGCAGCAACAUCAGCAUCAGCAGCAGCAGCAGCAGCUGCAGCAGCAGCAACUAUCAACAAUCUUAAGCAUCACUCUACCAGAUAGAGUAGAA
Molecule: messenger RNA, 1479 nt
Organism: Eimeria acervulina
Lineage: Eukaryota; Apicomplexa; Conoidasida; Eucoccidiorida; Eimeriidae
Product: TPR domain-containing protein, putative
Exons: 1
Source: RefSeq, a predicted model, not a curated record